Melampsora larici-populina 98AG31 is the source of this 1640-nucleotide messenger RNA. RefSeq lists its product as uncharacterized. Bases 25 to 1314 code for a protein of 429 amino acids. Gene Ontology annotation, cellular component: vacuolar proton-transporting V-type ATPase, V1 domain. Gene Ontology annotation, molecular function: proton-transporting ATPase activity, rotational mechanism. NCBI's taxonomy places the organism in Eukaryota, Fungi, Basidiomycota, Pucciniomycetes, Pucciniales, Melampsoraceae. The record is from RefSeq and is a predicted model, not a curated record. The transcript has 6 exons. Gene Ontology annotation, biological process: proton transmembrane transport.
UCUACAUAAACAAUCUCCAACAAAAUGCCAGACCCAAACGCUUUCUGGAUAGUGGCAUUCAGACCAGAUUCAGAUGAUUCUGUUAGUGAUCUCACCGAUCGACUGGGUUCUCUUACUAUCACAACAAAGUCAUCAAAUUCAUCCAAUGGAUUACCUUUAAUCCAAAUCACAACUCCAGAUUUCAAGACCGCACCACUCUCAACCUUGAUCAAUCUAUCAGAAAUUCUCGCCAAGAAUGAACCGAUCGCUAAUCAGACCCUUCUCAAGAUUCUAGAUACUCUUAAAUCUCUGAACUCAUCUAAACCUGCCUCAUUAGUUCGAGCUGCAUCGACUAACCCAUCUGGUUCUACUCGAACAAACGCUCAAGUUGAUGAUGAUCUGAUCAUGGAAGAUGGAAGGUCUUAUGAAGAUUAUCUUUUGAAGAAAUGGGAAUGGAAUCGAGUCAAAUAUAACCGAGUCGAAAGUCGAAAGUUGGAGGAUUUAGUCGAAAGCCUUACAAAGGAAAUCUUAGCCAUUGAUAAUUCACAUAAGCUUAAGUUGAAUACUUAUAAUCAGGCAAAGGCUCAAUUCAGUGCCACUCAGAGACAACAGGCGGGUAAUUUGUCAGUCAGGAGUUUGAGUGACGUAGUAACUCGUGAACAUUUUGUUGAUCAAGAUUCAGAAUAUUUGCAAACUUUGAUAGUUGCGGUUCCAAAUAAUCAGGUGAAAGAAUGGAUGAACUCUUAUGAGAGUUUAACAGCGCUAGUCGUACCGCGCUCUUCGACAAAAAUCACCCAGGAUUCAGAAUACACCCUAUUCAAUGUAGUCGUGUUUAAGAAGAUCAAGGAUGACUUCUCGCAUAAAUGUAGAGAGAAGAAAUUUAUAGUGAGAGACUUUGUGAUGGAUGAGAGCGAGAUUGAAAAGAGUCGGUCAGAAGCUAGGCAGUUGGAACAACAAGAGAAAGAACUUUGGUCUGAGCUAUUAAGACUUUCAAGAAUCAAUUUCUCAGAAACAUUCCAAGCCAUCGUACACCUCAAAGUGAUCCAAACCCAUAUUGAAUCUCUCUUAAGAUACGGUUUACCAGCUCAUUUCCUCACUUUGAUCCUCAAACCUGAUUCUAAGAAUUCUAAGAAGAUUCUAAAUCAGUUAUUAGCUUAUCAAGACUCAUUAGAAUCUAAUUCUAAACAAGAUGUUAAUCGAAGAAAAGCUAAUUCAAAGGCUCUUGAAAAUGAAGAAGCGAUUGGAGGUGAGUAUGCAAGUGUACUUGAUAAGGAAGUCUUUGAGUUUGUUUUGUUUGAAAUCAUUGAUCCUAGGAGGGAGUCCAAGGACAUUUAGUAGUACGACGAUGGUCUAGUUUUCAUUAUCAUUGUUUUUUCAUCUAAUUUUUUGCUGUAGAGUCCCUUUGCUUGUUAUCAAUCUUAGUUUUCUUUCUUUCUAGACGUGUUGCCUCUUUAUGAGAUGGUUCUUUUUCCGCUUACGUAUUCUCAGCAUUCUUCUAUCUUAUCAUUCAUCUGUAUGAAUGAAUAAUUCCCUUGCUUAUUGUUUUUUUCACUUUUUCAAGUGUUGCGGUGUUGGGAUGUGUGGUGGAUGAUGAGAUUCUAUAAUAGACUACAAUGUAAAUCUUGAGGACUUUCUACUAUUUUGAUUGAUGGUGGGAGUGC